AUGGGUCUCGGGGUCACUGCUCCGGAUGAUAUCAAGACCAACAGAAUCAACACCUCCCACAUUCCGGACGAAUACCAGGUCAAUUCCAGGAAGGAGACGGCUGUCGGCGCAGGUGUGGGUGUGGGUGUUUCGCUCGGUGUGAUUGCGCUAGCGUUGCUGGGAUGGGCACUCUGGCUGUUGAGACAGAACCGGAAUCUGAAGAAGACUAAGGCGCAGAAUCCAGAACAAGGUAAGGAUCAGUUCCAAGGUCAGAUGGGUUAUGAGGGUCAGUCAGGAAUAAUGAUGCCUUCGGGCGGACAAAUGAGCCCCGAAUCCCCUACAUAUGGGCGUGAUAGUUAUCGUGUGGAGCAGAUGGAGAUGCAUGAGAAUCCGAGUGAAUUGCCAGGGAUGCCUAAGCGCGGCCCUUAA
Aspergillus affinis is the source of this 408-nucleotide messenger RNA. RefSeq lists its product as uncharacterized. NCBI's taxonomy places the organism in Eukaryota, Fungi, Ascomycota, Eurotiomycetes, Eurotiales, Aspergillaceae. The coding region runs from base 1 to 408 and encodes 135 amino acids. The transcript has a single exon. The record is from RefSeq and is a predicted model, not a curated record.